Bursaphelenchus xylophilus (pine wood nematode) is the source of this 3866-nucleotide messenger RNA. Lineage: Eukaryota; Metazoa; Nematoda; Chromadorea; Rhabditida; Aphelenchoididae. The record is from the annotation of a GenBank genome assembly.
AUGAUCUCAAAAUGCCCUAAAAUUCUUCAAAAAAUCUCGAUUUUCCGUCAUUAUUCAUCUCUCCCGGAAGUCCGAGUCCGUUUCGCUCCCUCGCCGACAGGUCGAUUGCAUCUUGGAGGCCUUCGAACUGCCCUUUACAAUUACGUUUUUGCCAAAAGCAAAGGUGGAAAGUUUAUUUUGCGAAUAGAAGAUACAGAUCAAGCCCGUUUAAAGGAAGGGGCGGCCGAGGAAUUCGAGGAAUUGCUAAGUUUUUACGGAUUGGAGACGGAUGAAAGUCCGAUCAAAGGAGGCCCGAAGGGUCCGUAUCGACAAUCCGAGAGGCUGGAAUUGUAUCAUGACGCUGUGGAGAGGCUGGUUGAGGAGGGAAAGGCGUAUCGAUGCUUCUGCUCGGAAAAGGUAAAAGGGGCUUUUUUUUGAAUUUGUAAACUUUAAUAAGGUCUUUGAUGAAACUUGAGGAAAUUUUAAAAUAGAUAUAUUUUUCAAUAGCGUUAAAAUGAAGUCUGACCGUUUCCUGCAAUCAAAAUUGCAAUAUAAAACUGAAAAUUUGAUCAAUUUCCAUGUUUUAGUCUACUAUAAUAUAAUAGGUCAAUGCUCGAAAGUCGAAGCUCGGAUGUUCUUUUAACUUGGCAAAAAUACGUAAAAAGGGCUAUAAAGCAAUCGUUAAAAAUUUGAGCUUGCGCUUUGCAAUAAGCGGCGAGAUUUUAAACAAUCUUUGCGCAUGAAAGACCAUAAGAAAUUACAGUGACGGACCUGAUUCAGUGGCAAAAAACGUGUCAUUUUGCAGCCAGGAAGUAUCAAAAAAUGUAGCGAAAUACCUUGAGCUAACUUUCAGAUGGCGGAUUGCCCCGGGAAGCAUCAAAAAUGUAGCAAAAUGCCUCCCUCUCCAAGUGAAAAAAUCCAAUUUCAAAAGCCUCUUUUUGUGAGGGCCCUUCAAAACAAAGUUUUUUCACUUGGAGGGGGAGACAUUUUGCCACAUUUUUGAUACUUCCCGGAUGCAAAAUGGUACGUUUUUUGCCACUGGAUCAGGCCCGUCACUGUAAUUUCCUAUGGUCUUUCAUCUACAAAGAUCAUUAAAAAUCUCGCCGUUUCUUGCAAAGCGCUGGUUCAAAUUUUUAACGGUUGCUUUGUAGCCCAUUUUACGUAUUUUUGCCAAGUUUAAAGAACAUCCGAGUUUCGACUUUCGAGCACUGACCUUUUAUAUUAUAGUAGACUAAAACAUGGAAAUUGAUCAAAUUUUUUAUUUUAUAUUUUAAUUUUGAUAUUUUUAUAUUAUUGAUGACAUUUUCAGAGGCUAGAGAUUGUCCGGAAGAACGCGCUGUCAAAUCGGACGAUCCCAAGAUACGAUAAUCAUUGCCGGCAGAUCAGCAAAGAGGAGUCGAAAUCCCGAAAAGAUGAGCCUCAUGUGGUCAGAUUUAAAUUUGACAAGGACAAAGUGGACUUUACAGUAAGUUUGGAACACAUUCUGCUGGUAUCUGGAUUUUUCACUGUGCAAAAAUGGGAUUUUCCUGAUUUUGACCCUAAAUUAAUACUAUUUUUUUAAAUUUUUUUCUUACUUUCAAUCUUUCAGGACAUUGCAUAUGGCCAAAUAAACGCCCUGGCCGACGAAGGCGACUUUAUCGUCCUGAAAUCGGACAAAUUUCCGACUUAUCAUCUGGCCAAUAUCGUAGAUGAUCAUCUGAUGGGAAUUUCUCAUGUAAUCCGAGGACAAGAGUGGCUGCCGAGUGUCCCUAAACACGUCAAACUCUAUGAGUAAGGUCUUUUUGGUUCACGUUAAUCGAAUUUUUGCAAGAUUAAGCGGUGGAGAAAUGUUAUACGGUGGAACAGUUUUGUCGUAUAAGAUGUCUCCAGGGGCGAAAUUGAGUAAAAUUUUUAUUUAUAGACGAAUACGAUGACAUUCUUAGUUGCUGAGAUAAUUAAAGUAAUCAGUUUUGAGUUCAGGGGACAUGCUAUACGAUGAAACAUGUUUCAUCGUAUAAAAUGUCUCCAACGGGUAAUUGAUUAACGGCUUUAGGGUUUUUACGGGUUGAAAAGAUUUUUGAAAGAUUAUAACUAUUUUAAAUUUGAAAUCUUCCGUUCUGACGACAUUUUAUACGCCGAAACCUGCUUAAUGAACAUAACUUUAGAGCAUUUGAUUGGCCAACCCCUUCUUGGCUCCAUUUACCUUUGAUUAUGAAGAAUGCGAGGAAGAAGCUGUCCAAACGAGAUGAAGAUGGAUAUGCGGAUUACUAUCACUCUCAGAAGGGUUAUUUGAGGUCCGCCGUUUUGAAUUUAUUGAUCCGAAAUGGCGCCGGAAUCCGAGAUUUUGACUUUAAAAGGUUUUACGAACUCGAAGAUAUUGUUGAAAAUUUUGAUGAGAAUCUUCUGGGAACGAGGAAUUUACAGGUACGCAGUUUUUAUUUCCGAGGAAGAGACUUGACUCAAUUUUUUUGGGUGCGCGAAGUUUUUCCCUCAGUGAAAAUAGGUAGUUUUGAAAUGUAGGGUAUGAUUUAUGGUGUAAGUAUCGGUGUCUGACCAGGGGUGGUCAGCAGACCCUAUUUUUCCGAUUUUCGGCCCGCGGCCCGGCCCGUCUAAUUGACCGGCCCGGCCCGGCCCGUCUAGUCUUUUUCCAGGCCCGGCCCGGCCCGUGCAGGCCCGUCUAUAGAGGGUUCUGCGAACUGCGCCCAGGCUCGGGAUCUAAACUGAGGCAAAAAAGGCGUUGAUCUAGCUAGUAAAGGAUCAAUGUGAUAGUUUUGUGGUUCUAUAAUGGAACUAGAGACUUGUAAACGUUUUAGAACUUGAGAAACAGCAACUAUAACAACAUCAAUUAAUUUUCCCGGCGCGAAAACAAUGAAUGCCAAUGGUUUGGCAUUGUAUUUUAGACGGGCCGGGCCGGGCCGGAAAAAACCCCAGGCCCGCGGCCCGGCCCGGCCCGGCCCGUGACGGGCCCGGCCCGUUUGUCAAUUUCCAUUUUUGAGGCCGGCCGGCCCGUUUGGGCCGGGCCGGCCCGGCCCGCCGACCACCCCUGUGUCUGACGCCUUUUUUGGCGUGGGGAAGAGUUGACUCAAAAAUUUCCGAAAUGGGUCAUGUCUUCCCCUCAUUAAAAAUAGCUGGUUUUUAAUGUUAGAAUACGAUUUUCAGCUGGAUGACGACGUUUUGGAACGUUAUGGCCGUCUUUCGGUGCAACAUGCUUACAAAAAAGGCACUUUAAAAUCGGAAAUUCGGAAUUUUUUCAAAAUGAAAAACGUCAAAGUGGACCCGGAAAUGCUCUCCGAUGAAAAGCUGGAUAAGUCAUUGGACUUUUUGAUGCAUAAUGAAGAAGCCUUCUCUCAUAUGGCACAACUUGUCAGGGCAGAUGAGAACAAGGAAAAGGAUAAGUAAGUCCGAUUUUUGAGAUGUUUUGAUGAAAAUUGAAUUUUUUGGGGGAAAUUUUGAAAAAAAAUAAAAUUUUUUGACCUAAAAUACGAUUUUUUGCUUAUCAAAGAAAAAAAUUUUUCCGAUUUUCUUCUAAAAAAUGGUCAAAAAUUAUUUUUCCACCUAUUUUACAUUUGUAUUUCAGGUUCUCCUUCCUUUUCACACGUCCUCAGACCGCAGUUGAACUGCCCACGGGCGUUAAAUCCAAAGAAAUGGCCGUGAAAUUCAUAAAAUUAUUUUUGGACCACAUUGAAAGCGAGAAUGGUUACAAUUACGAGAAGAUCAAAGUACUCUGCAAGGAGAAUGAAGUGCCGGUCAAGAAGUUACUACUGCUGAUUAGGAUUUCCAUCAUUGAGAACCCAAAUGGCCCGCCUAUUUCAGAAUUAUUCCAAUUUUUCGGUCAAAAUGAGGUGAGAAAUCGCCUGGAACAGCAAAUUAAAUGGCUGGAGGAGAAGGAAAUUAGUGAAGAAGGGUAG